Molecule: messenger RNA, 360 nt
Organism: Paracoccidioides lutzii Pb01
Exons: 2
Coding region: 1-360 (119 amino acids)
Source: RefSeq, a predicted model, not a curated record
AUGGCGGCGCACACGAGAGGGUUGGAGUUUCUGGGAUGGAUCAACGAACGGACAGGCAUAUCAUAUUAUCUUGUGGACCUUCCAGACCGGGUGGUUAAGUUGGCGCCACAUGCGGAAUAUGCCCAUUCAACAAAGCGCCCGGCCCCACAACCCAAGUUCCCGCGAUCUAACCUUGCAGAUUAUGGAUGUGCCAAUAAUGUGUCAACGUUAUUAGAGAUGCUGCCCCAGAGUAAGAGGCUGCGUUCGAGAGCCUUGGCCACAGCACUGCAGAGGAGAAACAAGCAGCAGCGGGCCAACGGCCUCGUAAUCCUGGGGCGGACACGGGGGUGGGAGAAGGAUCUAGAUUUUCGUUGCCCUUGA